UCUAGUAGAUUUUAUAACGAGUGUGUGGUGCUUGUGACUUUUGUGUGAUCAUUUUUAUUUUAUCAAAAUUUGGUUUUAUUUUACCCACGGUGUUCAAGAUUAAGGGGUUUUGAUGUCAUCAAAAAAGAAAGAAAAUUCCCCGCUUGAAAAUUAGAAAAUUGAAUAAUCAUUUGAAAAACGGACGUUUGAGUCAUUAAAACAAUAACUCAAAAGCGCGUUUUUUUCAAUUAUUAUUCAAUUUUUCAAUUUUGAUUUGGGGAAAUUUUUUCCCCAUUUUGACUUGUCAAAACAUAUCAAACCUCCUUUAUUCUUGGACACCCGGUAUCGAUUGCCUGAUAAAAAUGGCAAUAUUAUUUUGAAUUUUGAAAUUUGACUAAAAUUUUCGACCAAAAAUAGAUUUGAAUUUUAUCUAACGUAAGUGGAAUGCAUUUCAUCGCCGGCUGUAGCAAAGGUUCCCAGCUUCAACGUUCAAAUUAUGAGAUUUACGAGAUGGUAACAGCAUACUUACGAACGGCCGUGAACGAUAUUACCGAGUUGAAAUCCGCAUUCAAGGAUUUUAAAAGGGAUUAUUUAUAUUUGCUGGGAAUAAACUACUCCGCGGACGUUUGCAAGAAAUGGUAUUUAGAACAGCAUGGGUUAUUAAUAAGAUCGCCAUUGAACGAAACAAUUCGUAGCUGUAAAAGUCUGAAUGCGUGCUGUGAAUUUAUCCUGGACCAGGAUUAUCUUCAAAAUCUUCAAAAAAUAAUCAAUUCCACCGAUUCCACCGAUUCCACCGAUUCCACGGAAUACUUUCGGAUUGUUCAGAUGCAUUUAGAGGCAUGCGAUCCUAUGGUAUUGGAAGACGACGCAACAUCUUCGAACUACAAUUCAGCCACCAGUGACACCGAUCUUUGCGAACCCGUCGAAGCUAGUAAAAAGUUGCAACGGAAGCGUAAACUGAAAAGACCCAAGGCUUGUGUGAAUCGACGCAAAUGCGCUGGAACCAGAAGGAACUCAAGAAUGUAGCGAAAUCAACGUAUCGUAAUGAGACUACAGUAACAUGUAUCGUCGAAACAAUGGAGAAAUGUACCAGUCUAAUUAUUAUUACACUUUGGUUUAUUACUCAAGUUCCUUAUCGAUUUUUCGCAAAAUUUUUAUACAAAAAAUUCGUAUUCAAGAAAAAAAAAUGCAAAAACAUGUAUCAUUUUUUUAAAUUUAUUGCAUACCCAUUUUCUUCAAUUUAAAUUACCUGUACUUAAUCUAAUAAGAAUUUGUUUUUAUUUUUAUUUUUUUUUAUAAAUUGAUAUAACAUAUUAUAAUGUAGGUUUUCUACCAUAUUUUUAUACUACAUAUGAAGAGUGAUAUUCCAAAACUCGCUUUGUCCAUUUUUAUCAAAGUUGGGUUUUCAGUGGUACCUGGUAGAUGAAGUAUUAACUCACAUUCCUACAUCAUCAACCUACCAAAAUGAGGUGUUAAACUCACCUAAAUAGCCAAUUCACUGAAAAUUAAAAAAAAAAUAAUGUUCCAAAACGUGCUUUGUCCAUUUCUAUUGAAAUUUUUUUCAGCAGUAUUUAGUGGAUGAAAUGUAUACCUACACUCCUACAUCAUAAAUCCACCCAAAUAAAGUGCUAAACUCGCCUAAAAAACCAAUUUACCCGUUUAAAGGGAAACUGUUUUUCCUCUCUCCUGAAAAGUUGUAAAAAUGGACAAAGCGAGUUUUGGAAUAUCACUCUUCAUAUUAUUUUGUUAAAUUAUUUUUGAUGAAUAAAUAAUCUAUCGUGAAAA
Messenger RNA from Planococcus citri (citrus mealybug), 1764 nucleotides. RefSeq lists its product as uncharacterized. NCBI's taxonomy places the organism in Eukaryota, Metazoa, Arthropoda, Insecta, Hemiptera, Pseudococcidae. The record is from RefSeq and is a predicted model, not a curated record. The coding region runs from base 424 to 1005 and encodes 193 amino acids. The transcript has 4 exons.